AUGGAUCUCGACAUUGAAAUGGACGAUGCCGUCGAAACGGGCCAGGACCUGCCCGUUGUUGAUCUCGGUCGCGAUGAUAUUCUGCAGCACGAUGAGCUUGAAGAGCCCGGCGAGGUGGCCGAGGACGAGCCUGUGACAGACGACUCCAAGACUCUCGUUCCAACCAAAAUUCAUAUCAAGGGUGUCGAUUCUCUACACACAUCUGACAUCAAGGCUUACGUCAAGUCUCACUUCGGCGACGUGGACAGAGUCGAAUGGAUCGACGAUUCUUCUGCCAACCUUCUCUUCCCAUCCGAACCCACAGCUCGCGAUGCCAUUGUUGCACUGAGCUCUGUCCCAGUAGCAGACGCUACAGCAUUAGCUAUAGGCGAAACACUACCCGCGAAGCCUUUCGACGCAAAGCCAGAAAUCUCUCUUCAAGUGCGAUUUGCUGUCUCGAGUGAUAGGAAAGAGCAGGGUGCUGCCCUGAGGAGUCGCUACUACCUCCUUCAUCCUGAACACGACCCCGAAGAACGACGACGGAAGAACCAGGAGAACCGGUCGAGAUACAGGGAACGUGAUGGGGGAUACCGUGGAGACGGUGGCCGACGACGACGCGCUUCAGACGACGACAUCGAGACCUUCGAAGCUAGCAUGUACGACGAUGCGCCCCGCCCCGCACGAAGACGUGACUCCGACAUAGAGGAAAGACCACGUUCGUAUACCCGCCAGAAUGAGGGCAAGGAACUCUUUGUCGGUCGCAAGAAACAGCGCGACCGAUCUGCGUCUCCUAGGCGCGAUCGCGACGGCGACGACUUGAUGGACAGAAGAGCAAGCUCAUCCGGAAACAGAGUGAAGGCUCGCGACCUUAGGGAUCGCAUAUCAACUGGAAACAAAUCCAAGGAAUUAUUCCCUACCAAGAAGUCUAUCAAGCAGUUUGGCGGAGGAAAUCUGGAUACCCUAGAGCAGGCGAUAGGAUCAGCCCGCCUUAAGGAUGAGGAUCGGCCCAAGAUCGUGUCUGCGCCUGGCGCACGAGGAGAUGGUAGCUCGUUCAACAUCCGUGGCAUGGCGAACCAGCAAGGAAACGGAGAAGGGUUUGCGAUCAAAGGUGCAGCGGGUGCUAAUGCGCGAGAAUUGUUCCCUACUAAAUUGGGUGGAAACAACGCUGGCAAGGAAUUGUUUGGUGGUGGAAGAUCAAAGCAACGCCAGAAGGCCGAGGAUCUAUUCUCUUGA
Fusarium pseudograminearum CS3096 is the source of this 1212-nucleotide messenger RNA. RefSeq lists its product as uncharacterized. Lineage: Eukaryota; Fungi; Ascomycota; Sordariomycetes; Hypocreales; Nectriaceae. Gene Ontology annotation, molecular function: RNA 7-methylguanosine cap binding; mRNA binding. Bases 1 to 1212 code for a protein of 403 amino acids. The record is from RefSeq and is a predicted model, not a curated record. The transcript has 2 exons. Gene Ontology annotation, cellular component: cytosol; nucleus.